Molecule: messenger RNA, 3190 nt
Organism: Chinchilla lanigera (long-tailed chinchilla)
Lineage: Eukaryota; Metazoa; Chordata; Mammalia; Rodentia; Chinchillidae
Gene: Nnat
Product: neuronatin
Exons: 3
Coding region: 2008-2385 (125 amino acids)
Biological process (GO): positive regulation of insulin secretion; brain development
Cellular component (GO): cytoplasm
Source: RefSeq, a predicted model, not a curated record
AGAAAAGUCAACACAACAGACAAACAGACAAAACAGACAGACAGACAGAAAAAAAAAACAGGAACAAAAUGUAUACUUAUUUGGGAAAAUGGAUUAUGGUUAACAACAGCAAAUGUGAUUGCCCUUUCCUCCCUGCCCACCCAUGGGAAGUUCUACUCUUCUCCAUGUCACCAGUUCCAGAAGCCUCCUGGGGUAUCUCCCUUGGAGCCUCUUAGGAUAUCUUCCCUGGGUUUCCACUGGUGAGGGGCACCUCAAGAGAGCUCUUUGGCAUGGUCCUGAACAGUGGACUGGCUUUGCCUGGGCCCUGCCCAGCAGAGAUCAUGUAUCGCCUCCUGAGGCUGCAGCCCGUCCUCAAAGGGCCCAGACCUCACAAUACCACCCUGUGGUUGCCACAGGAUUGUCAUGGGCUCUGUGCUGUGCCCCCAACGUGCUAAGCAGGUGUUUUGUAUCUAGUCUCUCACUGCACGGGGAGGUGUCAUGCUCUGGCAGCGUGGUGAGUUAAAGCGGUCAGGAGUGCACUGCAAGCUGGACAUGGCAAGUAAUGGAUCUUGGCAAACUCUUAGAAGCCAUGGCAGUGCUGGCACCAAAAGAUGGCAGCCUGGGCAGAGUUUGUCUUUUUUAAGCAGCUCAGUAUCAUUUUACCAAAGCCAGCUAACUUCUUUAAAAUCACUGCAGGCAGAAAAAUCACUGCACUACUUUGUCCAAACUAAAUUGAAUCAUUACACCUCCAUCUGCCGCUGCCAUUGUAUAGAACCUGACCACCAUGAUCUUAAUCAGAACUAGUUUCCUGUUCACAUAGGGGCAAAUGCCAGUUGGUCCCUGUGCUAGGCAGCUUGCUGAAGAGAAGUGCUUUCAGCCAGCCACCAGUGUGCCAGGGCCCUCUUGAAGACUGUUUUCUUGGGCUUCAGCCCACAAAGCCCAGCUCUUAGAGGGACUCUGCACUCUGAGGGACCCCCAAAACCUGUGUUCCACUGGAAACACAAAAGAUGGGCACUCAGAUAUUUGAUUCCCCUUAAAAUAGGACUAAGACAGUCACACUCAUUAGCAGCCACAGCAAAACCCGAGUCUUGCUACAGCUGCCUAGCAAAAGGGGUACAAAGAACCAUACUGGCUGAGGCUCACCUACCCGGGCCUGGGGGAGGGGAGGGGAGUGGAAGACAGAGGUUUAAACAGUUCAUCUGGAGGAAAAAUAUCCGAAAACACAUUGGGACUUGCCAACCACUUUUAGAGUUCAUUCCUUUUUGUGCACACACGAUUCUUCCUGUACCCCUCCCACAAAACAGACAUUAUUGCUUUUGCACCCAGAGUGCAGCACCCUGGCCCAGCUCCCUACAGUACCCACGUCCACAACAGACACCGAUUUUCACUACUAUAAUGAGGCAGGAUGUGAAGAAUCAGUGAAGAGCUACUCAUUAAGGGACCCUCAGGAAGCAGAAGGCUUGGGCUUAAAACUCACUGGUUAUCAGGAAGAGUGCUGAGCACUGCCCCAUGAAGAAGCCAGGGCUCCUGGGAGGGGUACCUUUUUGGCUUUACCAGGCAUAUGACCCCUCCCUAACGUCGAUUUUCCAUAGUAUGAGAGAUCCAUUCUGGCGCGGGGCUGAGCUCAAAUUUGCAGACCAAGAUUUGGAAACAGGGGCACACUAAGAGGCUUACACUUCCUACCCUGUGCUCUAUAUAGUCGUGUCACCCCUCCAUUUUACACUGAAAUUCAAAAGCGAGUACGGUAGAAUCUUCUGGAAAGGGUCUAAGAUGGGACUCAGGAGGCAGAGGUCGGUGUGGAAAGCGCAGAUGGAUUUUUUCUCUCUUCCCCAGCAAAUGAGGAACGCCCCCAGCCAUCCCUCCUCAGGAACCACCACCCAGGGCGCGCAUGCGCACUUAGGCGGCAGGCAGAUACUUAAGGCACAGCAACCGCGGCUGUAGCAGUGCGCCCAACAGCGGAAUCAAAGAGACCAGUGGACCUCGGCAAGAACCCUUGCUCUCUCCCACCCACCCACCACUCUUGGCACCAUGGCAGCAGUAGCGGCAGCCUCGGCUGAACUGCUCAUCAUUGGCUGGUACAUCUUUCGCGUGCUACUGCAGGUGUUCCUGGAAUGCUGCAUUUACUGGGUAGGAUUCGCUUUUCGAAAUCCUCCAGGGACACAGCCCAUUGCGAGAAGUGUUCAGAUACUCCCUGCAGAAGCUGGCGUACACGGUGUCCCGGACCGGGCGGCAGGUGCUGGGGGAGCGCAGGCAGGGAGCCCCCAACUGAGGCCCCAGCUCCCAGCCCUGGGCGGCCCUAUCACCACGUGCUCCUGCGCAUCUCAGCCAGCAUGGGAGCAAGUGCCGCGCAGGCAUGGGGGGUCCCCUGUGUUCCCUCGCCAGAGGAGCACUUGCCAAGGUCAGUGAGGGGCUGAUAGGCACCCAAGAAGCAGCACCGACAAUGACGACAAUACCAGAUCCUUUUCCAACCCCUUUGCACCGGUUCCCUUGCAGGGAAGGUCAGGGAGGGAAGGGGAUUAGGGAGCAGAUCCUGGAGAUCUGGGCACAGGUGUCACAUUUUGAUCUGGACCAACUCGGGUCAGCACCAUCCUUGCCCUGAAGUCAUGGCCAUGCCAGUGGGCCCCACCAUGAAGACUGAAACACAUCAACCAGCAGAAUGAACAUUACAACAUCACCAGCUGAAGUCCUGAAUCUCAGUGCAGCAGAGAAGGCGCCAACUCGUUUCGGUGGGGAGGGAUUGGAAGGCAUGGACAGAGGAAGAGAAGGGUUAAGAAACAACAGUGGGUUCUUCUCACUGUUCCUUGCCUGUGUCAUGUAUGCAUUCCAGCCUUGCUGCCUUUGCUCCCUUGAUUCCCCCUUCCCCUAACUGCCCCUCCAGCCCAUCCCAACCCCUAAAAAUGUGUCACUUGAUUUGGACCUAUUCAACCUAUUCAUUUACCUAUUCAGUAAAUGAAUCCCAUCUUUACUAAAACACCUUCUGAGUCCCCUGCCCCUCACUGAUCUUGCUUUCCCUGGUCUCACGCAGUUGUGGUCAAUAUUGUGGUAAUUGCUAAUUGUACUGAUUGUUUAGGUGUGCGUUAGUUGUGUCUCCCCAGCUAGAUUGUAAGCUCCUGGAGGACAGGGACCGCCUCUACAAAAAUAAAAAACAGUACCUCCCUUGCCUUGCAGUGUCCUAGGAACCUGCAAGGUGAUGGAGGUGCACCAAAAAGUU